GAAGCUGCACAGCCAGAAAAACACGUCUGUGUGUUCAUCAUACACAUAUGCAUGCUUGGCUUGUUCUGCAGUUGUAAUUGCAGACACUUCGCUGCUGGAUUGAAUAUUUUUAUAUUUUAUAUUUACACACACAUAGCCAUAACAUAUGUGUUUUUAAGCGUCUGUACAUUAAAUAUUCAUUUGCAAAUGGGUUCAGCCGUAUAGAUCUGGGGGAAAAAUAAGUCUUGGACAAGAAGAGAAGAAAUGGGAAAGAAUGAGGGGCAGAAAGGUGACCCCGGGCCGGAGCCUUGGCGCCCUACGGCUUGCAGGAGGGUCUGAGCCAGGGCUGUGAAGGUGCUGCCCAGGUCAGAUAGAAUCAGGAGAAGCAAGGGCUUCACCCGCGGCGGGCACUCCCCCUCGGGUUGUGACUGCACCUGCUGCAUGUGACCAGCGGGCACCGAGGCAGCCGCAGCCACAGCUGUGACGAGGCAGCCUCAGCCUUGCCAGCUCCCGCCCGCUCCCACUGAGCAGGGGAGCGCGGCAGAGGAGGGGCGAGAGUCUCCGCAGCACCGCACUGCCAGGAGCCUCCCCAAUGGGCUCUCUGCUGCUCUGACGCGUGACUCCCGGGGGAGCUGGAAGACAAGGAAGCCCACGGAGAGCAUCAAAGGAUGCGGGCGUUAUGAGAAGAACAGGGCGGGCCUCGGCGAUGGGAUCCCUCCCGCACUGACAUGCUUUCUGGACAAGAUGCGGUGACUCUCCUCCUCCUUUCCUCAGAUGAACAGAGCCAGCGAGGACUUCUCCUGAAGAGUUCCUGAGGGGCCUUUCUGUCAUUGUUCCUCUUCCCGGCACACGGGGCUGUGUGCUGACCUUUCCAGAGGAAUCUCAGUCCAGCUGAGGAGACAGUGCUUAAUAAAACAAAACAAAACAAACAAGUCCUGCGGUCUGAAUGGGUGGUGUCGCUUGCUGGCUGCAGUUCUGUGCCUGUGACAUUUUUGGAAUGUCUGCAGAAACUUAAGAAAGACUACCUUAAAAUCUCCCUGGAUUAGGCCAAAGAAAAAGAAGUUUUGUGCCAGAAAGGAGGAAAGGAGAGUUGGUGACUUAUCCAUAAGCCAGGAUCUGACUACUCAAUAUCUUGGAGUUGUAGGAAUCAGCAUUAACCAAAAUGAGGAGAGACUGCGGGGUUCCGCCCCGAGGCAGGGUGUAAAGCACCCGCAGCGGUUCAGAGCUCAGGGCCUGAAUGAUGCCUGAAGACCGGAACUCUGGGGGACGCCCCUCAGGUGCCCUAGCCCCAACCGCCUUCAUCCCCAAAACUACCUACAGAAGAAUCAAACGGUGUUUUAGUUUUCGAAAAGGUAUUUUUGGACAGAAACUGGAAGACACGGUGCGCUACGAGAAGAGAUAUGGGAACCGCCUGGCCCCGAUGUUGGUGGAACAAUGUGUGGACUUCAUCCGGCAGAGGGGACUGAAGGAAGAGGGUCUCUUCCGGCUGCCAGGCCAGGCUAAUCUGGUCAAGGAGCUGCAGGAUGCCUUCGACUGUGGGGAGAAGCCGUCAUUCGACAGCAACACAGACGUGCACACAGUGGCAUCGCUUCUUAAGCUUUACCUUCGAGAACUUCCAGAGCCGGUGAUUCCUUAUGCAAAGUAUGAAGACUUUUUGUCAUGCGCCAAACUGCUCAGCAAGGAAGAAGAAGCAGGUGUUAAGGAAUUAGCAAAGCAGGUGAAGGGUUUGCCAGUGGUAAAUUACAAUCUCCUCAAGUACAUUUGCAGGUUCUUGGAUGAAGUGCAGUCUUAUUCAGGAGUUAACAAAAUGAGUGUGCAGAACUUGGCGACUGUGUUUGGUCCAAAUAUCCUGCGUCCCAAGGUGGAAGAUCCUUUAACCAUCAUGGAAGGCACUGUGGUGGUCCAGCAGUUGAUGUCGGUGAUGAUUAGCAAACACGACUGCCUCUUCCCCAAAGAUGCAGAACUACAAAGCAAGCCCCAGGAUGGAAUGAGCAACAACAACAAUGACAUUCAGAAGAAAGCUACCACGGGUCAGUUACAGAACAAGGAAAACAAUAACACCAAGGAUAGCCCUGGUAGGCAGUGCUCCUGGGACAAGUCUGAGUCUCCCCAGAGGAGCAGCAUGGACAAUGGAUCCCCCACAGCUCUGCCGAGUAGCAAAAGCAACAGCCCAAGGAACAGCGUCCACAAGCUGGACGUGUCUAGGAGCCCCCCUCUCAUGGUCAAAAAGAACCCUGCCUUCAAUAAGGGUAGCGGGAUAGUCACCAACGGGUCUUUCAGCAGCAGCAAUGCAGAAGGUCUGGAGAAAACUCAGGCCACACCCAAUGGCAGCUUCCAAGCCAGGAGGACGUCUUCACUGAAGGGGUCUGGUACCAAAAUGGGUACCCACAGUGUACAGAAUGGAACAGUACGCUUGGGCGUCUUGAACCCCGACGUGCUCGGGAACCCUGUGAAUGGUCGCAGCAUGAGCUGGCUGCCCAAUGGCUAUGUGACCCUGAGGGACAACAAGCAGAAGGAGCAAGUUGGAGAGUCGGGCCAGCACAACAGGCUCUCCACCUAUGACAAUGUCCACCAGCAGUUCUCCAUGAUGAACCUUGAAGACAAACACAGUGUGGACAGUGCCACUUGGUCCACUUCCUCCUGUGAAAUCUCCCUCCCUGAGAACUCCAUUUCCUGCCGCUCCUCCACUACCACCUGCCCAGAGCAAGACUUUUACGGGGGGAACUUUGAGGAUCCUGUUUUGGAUGGGCCACCCCAGGAUGACAUUUCUCACCCCGGGGACUAUGAAAACAAAAGUGACCGUAGGAGUGUGGGAGGUCGAAGUAGUCGUGCCACCAGCAGCAGUGACAACAGUGAGACAUUUGUUGGUAACAACACCAGCAACCACAGUGCACUGCACAGUUUAGUCUCCAGCCUGAAACAGGAAAUGACCAAACAGAAGAUAGAAUAUGAGACCAGGAUAAAGAGCUUAGAACAGCGAAAUUUGACUUUGGAAACAGAAAUGAUGAGCCUCCACGAUGAACUGGAUCAAGAAAGGAAGAAGUUCACUAUGAUAGAGAUUAAAAUGCGAAACGCCGAGCGAGCCAAAGAAGAUGCUGAGAAAAGAAAUGACAUGCUGCAGAAGGAAAUGGAGCAGUUCUUCUCCACGUUCGGAGAGCUGACCGUGGAGCCCAGGAGAACAGAGAGAGGAAACACGAUAUGGAUCCAGUGAGCCUGCGUUCUCUGCUGCCGCCUGAAUGGCUCUGGGGUGAACGAUGGGGACUUUGGUGGGAAGUGAUACGGGAGCGGGUGGCUGGUCACCUGGCUGUACAGAGCCCUGCUGGUGAGAGGUGUCAUUUACAGUCAUUAGCUGUCCACGUCUGCAAUGUGUACCAAAGUUAUAUCAUGCCGCCUCAUGCUACUGUCGAGUGUUACAACUGGAUAUGUGUAUAUAGAGUAGUUUUAAAAAGGAAACUGAAGCUAAGAAGCUUAUCUGAAGAAUUAUUUUAUUGCAAGUCUUGUAUUUAAAUGUUAAAUCAAUAUGUUGUUGCAAUUUAGCUUGCUCUCAAGCUUCACCCCUUGCACUUAACAUAAGCUAUUUUUGGCAUUAUGUUAUCAUCUGCU
Fukomys damarensis (Damara mole-rat) is the source of this 3582-nucleotide messenger RNA. RefSeq names its product Rho GTPase activating protein 24 (gene Arhgap24). Gene Ontology annotation, cellular component: focal adhesion. The record is from RefSeq and is a predicted model, not a curated record. The coding region runs from base 1217 to 3190 and encodes 657 amino acids. The transcript is spliced from 7 exons. Gene Ontology annotation, biological process: activation of GTPase activity; wound healing, spreading of epidermal cells; negative regulation of Rac protein signal transduction. Gene Ontology annotation, molecular function: GTPase activator activity. NCBI's taxonomy places the organism in Eukaryota, Metazoa, Chordata, Mammalia, Rodentia, Bathyergidae.